AUGGCCUGCACGAGCAUCCCUAAGUGCGCCGGCUGCGAAAAACCCAUCCUGGACCGGUUCAUCCUCAAGGUGCUGGAGCGGUCGUGGCAUGCGCGCUGCCUCAAGUGCGCCGACUGCCAGGCGCAGCUGGCCAACAAGUGCUUCGCCCGCAACGGGCACGUCUACUGCAAGGACGACUUCUUCAAGCGAUACGGCACCAAGUGCGCUGGCUGUGAGCUGGGCAUCCCGCCGACGCAAGUGGUGCGCCGAGCGCAGGACAACGUGUACCACUUGCACUGUUUCGCCUGCAUCCUGUGCAAGCGGCAGCUGAACACGGGCGACGAGUUCUACCUCAUGGAGGACAACAAACUGGUCUGCAAGGCCGACUACGAAGCGGCCAAGGCGCGCGAGGGCUCCAGCAAGCGGCCGCGCACCACCAUCACGGCCAAGCAGCUGGAGACGCUCAAGAGCGCCUACAACAACAGCCCCAAGCCAGCGCGUCACGUGCGCGAACAGUUGUCGCAGGACACUGGGCUCGACAUGCGCGUCGUACAGGUCUGGUUCCAGAACCGGCGCGCAAAGGAGAAGCGCCUCAAGAAGGACGCCGGCAAGACCCGCUGGGGAGACUUCUUCCGCUCCUCGUCCGGCGCCACCAUCAAGCGAGACGUCAAAGACCACCCAGAGGACUCUGAGCCGUUCGGGCUGACCGGCAGCGACCCUGAGGGCUCCCCGGGCCAGCAGUCGGGCCACAGCGGCGCCUCGUCCUACUUCCCGGCCAGCCCCGGCGGUCAGCUGGGGCCCCACUUCGGCCUUCCCAGCGACCAGUUCCCGGGUCGCGGAGACGACACCUACGGCGAGUUCCCGCCCAGCCCGGCCUCGUGGCUCGAGGACAUGGACAGCACGCCUUCGUCGGCGAACUUCUGAGCCCCGCACGACCGUGUAGCGGGGCCCCAAGCGCGCGCGAUCGGCGCGGUUGACACUCUCGCUCGGUUUCGUCGUUCCGCGGCUGCCGGUCGCGCGGCAGCCGCGAGGUCGCGGCGCCGGCGCGGGCUUCUACGCUCCGUGUCCGCUGAAGCUGCGCCGAAGGCGAGGGUAGGAAGGAGCGUGCGGCCCUGAACACUGUCAACUGCUGACGCUGCGAGAGUGCCAUCCCGACGACGUGAAAGUGGGCAGGAUGCAGUAAAUCUUACUCUGAAAACUCUCAAGGUAGCACGCGCAAAUUUCAAUCAGAGCUUAACUGUCCGCAGCCAAGGUCACUGUAUGCGACUCUGGCGCGGCCCCGUUGUAAAGUAUUUGUGCGUGUUACAGCAGAAGUUUGCGUGCUGAAUACCUGGCGAAGGACACACUCAGGUAUCGAGAGGUGAACACGUAGGAUGGA
Molecule: messenger RNA, 1357 nt
Organism: Dermacentor silvarum
Lineage: Eukaryota; Metazoa; Arthropoda; Arachnida; Ixodida; Ixodidae
Gene: Lim3
Product: LIM/homeobox protein Lhx3
Exons: 4
Coding region: 1-903 (300 amino acids)
Biological process (GO): neuron differentiation; regulation of transcription by RNA polymerase II
Cellular component (GO): nucleus
Molecular function (GO): DNA-binding transcription factor activity, RNA polymerase II-specific; RNA polymerase II transcription regulatory region sequence-specific DNA binding
Source: RefSeq, a predicted model, not a curated record